Messenger RNA from Haplochromis burtoni (Burton's mouthbrooder), 2672 nucleotides. RefSeq names its product biglycan b (gene bgnb). The transcript has 8 exons. Gene Ontology annotation, molecular function: protein binding. The record is from RefSeq and is a predicted model, not a curated record. NCBI's taxonomy places the organism in Eukaryota, Metazoa, Chordata, Actinopteri, Cichliformes, Cichlidae. The coding region runs from base 325 to 1440 and encodes 371 amino acids.
CUCCUCCUUCUUCUCCGAAGCUCAGAGCCUGGCUUGUUAACUUUAUGGGCUCAACUCCCUCGGAACGCAGUCAUUUCCUCGACUUGGACUGGAAGGCGCGCACACGGUGGCCUGACGCGGAACGCAGUUGCACACGGAGCUGCGGCUGGAUGUCAGCGGAUCGUAGGGAAACACCGCGAUAAUCCCUAAAUGUGAUGAAAAUAUAGGAUAUUUUAUCAUCUCCAAGAUAAACUGACGCACAGAAGGAGAAAAGCAAUCGUCAACCUACUUUUUGGAACUUGGAAUAAAAAUCUUAUUUCUUUCCCAAAGGUGCUUCAAUUAAAAAUGUUGCCACAUUGCUCCUUUCUGCUGUUGCUAUGCGCGGUCCAGCUGCCCUCCUCUUCCUCUGCCUUGCCCUUUGAGCAGAAAGGCUUCUGGGAUUUUGCCCUGGACAGCAUGGACGCCGAGAUGACCAUGGAAAUGAUGAGGGAUCCUGAAGAGGGUUCAGCUGACGAUCUGUUCCCUCACGAAAUACCCACAUGCCCCUUUGGCUGCCAGUGCCAUCUCAGGGUCGUCCAGUGUUCUGAUCUCGGUUUCACCGAGGUGCCAACGAAUAUCCCUCGAGACACCAAGUUCCUGGACCUGCAGAACAACCGUAUCACUGAGAUUAAAGAGAACGACUUCAAAGGCCUUACUAACCUAUAUGGCCUGUCUCUGAGGAAUAAUCUUAUUUCCAAAGUCCACCCCAGAGCAUUUGUUCCUUUGAAGCACAUGCAGAAGCUCUACUUCUCCAAGAAUUUGCUGACCACUAUCCCCAAAAACCUGCCUGCCUCUCUGGUAGAGAUAAGGAUCCAUGAGAACCGCAUCAGGAAGGUCCCAGCUGGAGCGUUCGCAGGACUGAAUAACAUGAACUGCAUAGAAAUGGGAGCAAAUCCCAUCCAGAACAGUGGAUUUGAACCUGGAGCUUUUAAGGGCCUGAAACUGAACUUUCUGCGUAUAUCAGAGGCCAAACUAACCGGAGUCCCAAAAGAUCUCCCACAGAGUCUCCAUGAGCUUCAUCUGGACCACAAUCAGAUCCAGGCUGUGGAGCUGGAGGACCUGAGCCGCUACAAAAACCUCUACAGGUUGGGCCUUGGGUUUAACCAUAUCCGCAACAUAGAGAACGGCAGCCUUUCCUACCUGACCAUGCUGAGAGAGCUGCAUCUGGACAACAACCGCCUCACUCGUGUUCCCCAAGGCCUUCCAGAUAUGAAAUACCUGCAGGUGGUUUAUCUCCAUUCCAACAACAUCAGCCAAGUGGGUGUGAAUGACUUCUGUCCUCGUGGAUUUGGGAUGAAGAGGACAUUCUAUAAUGGCAUCAGCCUGUUCUCUAACCCUGUCAAUUACUGGGAGGUGCAGCCAGCGGCAUUUCGCUGCGUGAGCGACCGGUUCGCCAUUCAGUUUGGCAACUACAAAAAAUAAAAACCAGGCAGACGCUGGAAAAGAGGGAGGAUGAUUGAUGAAGGGAUGAAGAACGGAUAAUUUAAAUAAUGAAAUAAAACUUGAGAUAUGGAGUGAGGUGAAUUUAUAUCUGAGAUUAUUAAUUUUAUUAUUAUUGUUUUUGUAAAGAGGAUAAGUGAGGAAGAGGAUGGGCAAUAAACUGAUGAAACAGGCAGAGAGGAAGUGAAAAAUACAAUCCCAUAACUUGAAGGGAGUGGAAAGCAAAAGGCUUACAGUUCUGCAUGUGAAUUUUGCUUGUUUUGAAUUCAAGGUUCUGAAAGUUUUUUCUGUUUGAUGAAGUCAAAAAUGAGAAGAAUGUUUCAUUCUGAUGAAAACCGAGUGCUUAAAACUUGUGAAACGCUCCAUUUUUUCACAAUAGUUCUUAUUGUAAUUGAGGUCGUUCUUCUUAUAUUAACAUUCUGGUUACGAUUAUGAGAAAAGAAAUAGAAAAGGCAGCGCAUUAUAGAUUUUUAUAUAUAAAAGGUGCUUUUUAUAACUUUCUGUGUGUUGAUUUGGUAAAUACAUUAAGUCCUCCCUGUUUCACUGGUCUGAAGCCAUUUGGCUUGUCACUCUGUGAUUAAAUUAUGCUGUAUUUAUAAACCAAAAUUUGGGCUUUUCCCACCAUCUACAGACAAAAAGGUUGCACUAAAAUAAAAACUUCAGUUCAAGAUAACAACAAGUGGACUCAACAACAACAACAACAAGUGACAGGUUUAAAUUCUGCUAAAUAAAUGUGCCUAUUGAACAUAUUUGACUGAACCACCACCCUGUGCCAUUACUACAUAUUACACCAUCUGAGCAAUACCUUAAUACAGUAUUUCAUACGGGAGCAGUACAGUAGUGGGAAUGUGCCCAAGAUGGAGACAACACACAGUCCGCUUUGCUUUGAAACAAUGAAAGUAGUGUGUUCACUCUGUGCUACAAUCAGUGGUAGUGUCAUUGCAUCGUUUUGCACAGUUUUUUUCUGCUUUGCCUUUUCUGCUUGGAGGUUUACUACGAGGCUAGCCUUUUGUUUUGUUUUGCAUUUGUAGACCUAUGUGGAAAUACUUUAAUAUUAUGUCUUACGUCCUGUCUCUCUUCUGUAAUCUGACAACCUACUGCUGCAUGUGAAUAAAGACAUUUUUAGUCUGCUGCAUUAAGUGCAAGAACAACCGUUCGCCCUGGGUUUGAUGCUCUGUGAGAAAUAAAGAAGAAAUACCAAAAAAUGGAAAACA